AUGCGGCGUGGACGCGAGACGCUGCUCACGUUGCUCGAGGCGUUCGUGUACGACCCGCUGGUGGAGUGGGGCGGAGGCAGGCGACGUCGCGGCACGAGGCACGUGCGCGCCGCACGCGCCAUGCUCGCCGUCAGACAAACUCCGAUCGAUGGAGACAUAUGUCAUUUACUGUUUGUUCACUUUUACAGCGAUCGACUCGUCGCUUUGUUACCUGAAGUUCAGCAGUGCGCCGACAAGUGGCUCGAAGAGAACGAUAAGUUAAACGCGAUCGAAACGAAGCUCCAAGAGUGCCAUCAACAGAUGGCUUUGAUAAAGGAAAUAGAGUCAUACGGCAACCACCUCAGCGGUCAUCCUUUGUAUGCGAUAUCACAGAAGUACACUUCCUACAAACAGGCUAAGAAUGCAGUGGAAGAUUCUAUGAAGGUUCUUGUCAAAAUACUCAACGAUUUUGACACUCAAAUUGAAAAUUUCGUGACGACGAACGAAGUUCUAAAUGGCCCCCAGUUAAUGGCGUGGGUGCAGGAAUUCUCGGGAUCCAACGAAGAUGACGAGAGACCUAUUUUCGACCAUAUUCAGGAAUUCCUUACUAACGCCGGUCAAGGCUCCAUGCUGACCCAGUGUGAGCAGGCCGAGACCGAAUUGAACCAGAGCAUGCAACAGACAAACAUUCUCAUUCGAUCAUGUCUAGAGCUCCUAUCUCAGUACGUAGCGGUAUCGCAGUAUUAUCCGCAGAGUCAAACAGAGUACCAUCGCAUUGCCACGUUCCGUAAGUUUCUGGCCGCGGCGUUAGAGAGCAAAUCCCCGGAGGUCUGCCGCGACGUCGCCAACCAAGUGACUGCCAUGGUCAACGCGGAGAACACCUGCGGCGACUCUCAACAAAUAAUAGCAUUUAAUUACCGCCUGCAACAGUUGAACGCGGAGGCGAACGUCCACCUCAACAAAUGUCUCGAAAGAUUACAGGUGGAAGGUGGCCCAGACGCAAUCGUCAUAGCGCAGGAAGCUUACAAAGAAGCGAAAAAUAAUAUCAGCAAUUGGGUGAGAACCGAGGAAGGAGCCGCGGGAAUUUUGGAGAGCGUGGUCAUCGGGAUGUUGUGCAAUUUGAAUAGGAGAUAUUUGAUGCUCGAAAACGGCGCCCAGAGCGCCGGGGACUGUCUCGUGGACUUGACUUCUCGAGAAGGAGAGUGGUUCUUGGACGACAUGAGCGCCCUGUCUAUGCAGGCGGUGGAGCUGCUGUCUCUGCUGCCCUUGCAGUCGGCGGCGGUCGAAGACGCCGCGAUGCCAGUGGCGGUCGAAUGCGUCAGAAACGCAAACCUAUUGUUGGCCGAUUUAGUGCAGUUGAAUUAUAAUUUUAGCACGAUUAUUCUGCCGGAAGCCCUAAAAAAGGUCCACUCGGAGGACUCGUCGGCGCUGCACGUGAUCACCGAGCUGAACGCCGUCAUAAUGAACUCACAAGUUCCGUUAAAUGAGAUACUGGCUCAGCUAGAAUUGCACUUCCGAUAUUUGCUGAUGGACAUGGAGUCGCCGGCGCCGGGAGCUCAGCUGCUAGCGGCGGAAUUGCGCGCUAGAUACGAGGCCCUCCUUUCGACGACGGCCGAGGAGGGCCAGAGCGGCGGUCGAAUGUUGCUAAUGGGUUUCAACGGGCUCUUCGCCGCCGUCGAGCUGCGCGGCCGCGAGCUCGCUGACCACCUCGACUCGCCCGUGCCGCCCGCCUGGAGGAAGAUAGACCACGUAGACGACGCGCUGCGCAUGUCGGCGGCGAUGCAACGCGGGACGCUGCGGGCCGUGUUGGAAGACAUGUUCCUGGUGCGGCGAGUGCAGACUGUGGCCGAGGUGUUCGCCAUGUGCGUGCAGGUGGCCCGCGCCGCCCGAGGGGGGCCCGUCGCCGGCCCUUCUCCUCCGCCCUACGACGAUGCGGCACUCGCCAAACCCGUCGGGCGCUACGUCGCCGAGUACGUGUCACGUUGCGUGCUGGGCGUGCCGUCGCGGGCGUUGGCCUCCGUGCUGUGUCUGCUGCUGCGCCGCGCCCGCCUCGACAUCGGUGCCGAAGUCGAACAGAAGGAGAUCGGGGCCUCGUGGAGCGUAUCUCUAGAGUCGCUGUGCGAGAAGGUGUGUCGCGCGGGAAGCGAGCGCGGUGCUAGUCUGGCGGGCGGCGUGGUGGCGGCGCGGGCCCGCCUGAGCCGCGCUGCGGCCGCCGUCCGCGUCGCCGAUCGCGCCCGAGCCGCCGCCAGGGCGCUGCGCCUCAGGACCGCCGCUCACGCGCACUUACACGCUGAGGUGCUGAACGGGAGCCAGGAGUCGAGCGCGGCGCUGGCAAGGCGUUCGCGAGAGCUCUCGGUAGCCGAGGAACGGCUGGCGAGCGCCGCGGGACGCGCACGCAGUCUCGUGCAGUCGGCGCAUCAGCGCGUCAAGUGGGGCGCGGGCGCCAACCCGGCUCUGCGCGGCGUGGUGCGGGGGCUGGAGAGCGCGUGGGGCUUCCGCGAGGAGAGAGCGCGACGACUGUCGAGCGCCGCCUCGGCCCUCGCGCGCCACGCCCGCGCCGCAGCCGCCCUAGGCGCGCCUCCGGCCGCCCGAGCCCAGCGAACGCAGCGGGCUGCGCGCACGCUGCGCACCGCACUCGCUCAUUGGGAGAAGGCCUGCGCCCUGACGCAGAAGUACUCGUUGGCGGUGACGCCGCUCGAGGAGUCGCUCAUGGAGAUGCUGCACCCCGAGGGAAACAUCGACGCGCACUGGGUGGAGACGGUAUCGGCGCUGGUGCGCGAGAUGACGCAGAGUGUCGGCGGAGACGCGACUCGAGCGCGAGCGCAGGAGGCGGCGGCGUCGCAGGCCCUGAGGCGCGCCGCCGACGCCGUCGCUUCGCCGGCCGCCGUCCGCGCCGCCCUGCUGCCCGAUCUGCUCGCGCCCCUGGCCGCCCUCGCGGAGGUGAGCUCCCUCUCGCGAGACGAGAGACUCGCUUUCGUUUCGCGAUUCUCAAUUCGGACUUCGUUCCAGAGCGAGAGUCCGGCCGCCGAGUUCCUCGAGAGGUGGCGCGCGGCGACGGAGCGGCUGAACGCGAUCGCGGCGGAGGCGGUCUCCCGGCGCCAGGUGGAGACGGCGUCGCGGAGCGCCCGCACGCUGAGGGACGACCUGCCCGCCCUGCUCGACGCGCUCGCAGAACUGCCGGCCAACCUGUCGGAGAGCGGCGCCGGGCGACCGGGUCGACGGCCAGCUUCGGCGGCGGCGCGGCCUCACGGCAGACACGCCGGCGAGCGCCGCAACUCCGUGGGGGCGGGCGUGUGGCGCCGCGUGCGCCUGAAGCUGGAGGGCCGCGACUCGCCCGCCUCCCAGGCGGCCAGGCGCGCCACGCCCGCCGAGCAGGUCGACUACAUCAUAGCGGAGGCGACGAGCGUCGAGAACCUGUGUCUCAUGUACGAGGGCUGGAUGGCCUGGGUGUGAAACGACGCCGGACGUCCGGCGGCGACGAGCGUCAAGAGUUAGACGUCAUCCGGGCGCGUCUGCGUCGCACGGCCCGAGCGCGCCCGGACCCCGGGACGGAGGAGACGACUCGACGCGAACCGACUUCGCGGUCGGAACCGAGAGGCUCUCGGCCGGCGGAGGCCGGGAGUGAGCUCCGAUAGUGUUAAAUGUUUUAAGCUUAAUCGUAAAUAACUGUAGCUCCGCGGGACCCGGACGAGCGGAGAGCGCGCUUCGAGCCUAGUCGGAAGGCCGGCGAAACGAGUAAUAACAAGCCAACACAGAUUUUAUCGUCUUUUCUCUUAAUCCUCUAUACGUUACAAUUUCGUUUAAUAUACAAUUUACAAUCGCUUGUUUAACCGAAACCUGGACCGUCGCCGACAGAGUGUUCGUAACGAAGCCGUCGCUCUCCGACCCUUGUUUGAAUGUUUGUAUCGCUUCAUUUCUAUUAACUUAUAAUAAAUGGUGUACGUUUA
Pieris brassicae (large cabbage white) is the source of this 3926-nucleotide messenger RNA. It is a transcript of the gene nonC, whose product is annotated as serine/threonine-protein kinase SMG1-like. Gene Ontology annotation, molecular function: protein binding. The record is from RefSeq and is a predicted model, not a curated record. Bases 1 to 3432 code for a protein of 1143 amino acids. The transcript is spliced from 9 exons. NCBI's taxonomy places the organism in Eukaryota, Metazoa, Arthropoda, Insecta, Lepidoptera, Pieridae. Gene Ontology annotation, cellular component: nucleus.